This is a messenger RNA of Dioszegia hungarica, 1467 nucleotides long. Its product is annotated as major facilitator superfamily domain-containing protein. The record is from RefSeq and is a predicted model, not a curated record. NCBI's taxonomy places the organism in Eukaryota, Fungi, Basidiomycota, Tremellomycetes, Tremellales, Bulleribasidiaceae. The transcript is spliced from 8 exons. Gene Ontology annotation, biological process: transmembrane transport; carboxylic acid transport. Gene Ontology annotation, cellular component: plasma membrane. Bases 1 to 1467 code for a protein of 488 amino acids. Gene Ontology annotation, molecular function: carboxylic acid transmembrane transporter activity.
AUGCAGACCGCCUACAAGAACGAAAAGACCGCUGAGUCGCCGUCCAAGGAGCUGGAUGGGUUCCCAGGUAACCCAGAUGGCACGCUUCCCGAGGUCCCUCUGGACCAGCUCGAGAAGGGUCCGGGCACCAAGACACGAUUCACCCAGCUCCUGGCAGUCAUCGUCGCGGGUGUCGCCCUCUUCUCAGAUGGAUACAAUAUCCAAGUCACAGCCUAUACCAAUACCGUUCUGACCGCCCUAUACCCCGUCGAGAUGACUGUCGAGAUGCGGACCCGACUCAGCAAUUCUCUUCUCGUCGGUGACAUUAUCGGUAUGCUGGCCUUCGGUCUUGCCUCGGACAGGAUAGGGCGAAGAUGGGGUAUCAUUGGCUGUACUCUCCUGCUGGUAGGCGGAGUAGUCUUGGCGACCGCCGCGCAUGGAACCAGUACUACGGGCAUGCUCUGGAUGAUGAUUAUUGGUCGAGGUGUUGCCGGUGUCGGUGCUGGAGGCGAAUAUGCUGUCUGCACGACCUCCUCUAUCGAAGCUGCGGAUGACGUCCCCGAGUUGCGUCGCCGUCGUGGCCUGCUCGUCGCCUGGUCCACCAAUGUCGCCAUCAUCUCCGGUUUCGUCGGCAGCGCGCUAGUUGUGCUCGUCGUACUCGCCGCUUACGGUGGUCGUCCCAGCGAUGGCGUAUGGCGGAUCAGCUUUGGUGUGGGAUGCGUUCUACCCCUUGCUGUCUUUGGUUUCCGAUUGAGGAUGGCCGACUCAAAGCUCUUUGAGAAGCACGGUGUACGAGGAAGGCGCUUCCCGUACAAGCUGGCUAUCAAGCGGUACUGGAAGUCUCUUGCUGGUUGCGCUGGGGUUUGGUUCCUUUACAAUAUGGUCGUGUACCCCUUCAACCUGCUCGCUCCCACCAUCGUCGCUGGAUUCGCGCCCAAUCAGUCCCUCUUGCAGACCAACGGCUGGUCCACCUUGGUCAACUCCUUCGCCCUCCCCGGUGCUAUCUUUGGCAGUCUGCUCAUCGACCGUAUGGGACCGCGUCAGACCUACGCCUUUGGCCUGGUCGUCGUGGCCGUCCUCGGCUUCACCAUCGGCGGCGCCAUGGAGCCGCUCCGUACCGGCGGAACUGGUGCUUUCGCCGCCUUCGUUAUCCUCUUUGGUCUCUUCCAAUGCUUCCUCUCAGUCGGUCCUGGUAACAACAACUUUGUCAUCAGCUCCGAAUCUUUCCCGACCGCUAUCCGUGGACACUGCCUAGGCUUCGCAGCUGCUAUGGGCAAGACCGGCGCGGCCAUCGGCACCCAGAUCUUCCCCAUCAUCCAGACCAAAUUCGCCACGCCCAUCAAGGGUCAGCAAGCCAUCUUCCUCGUCGGCUCCGGUAUCUGCGCGCUCGGUGCGGUGUGGGUCAUGUGGCUCGUCCCUAAUCGCCGAGCCCAGCUCGAGGACGAGGAUAUCUUGUUCACCCAGUACCUUGAGGCUAAUGGAUGGUGA